Molecule: messenger RNA, 1509 nt
Organism: Fusarium vanettenii 77-13-4
Lineage: Eukaryota; Fungi; Ascomycota; Sordariomycetes; Hypocreales; Nectriaceae
Exons: 6
Coding region: 1-1419 (472 amino acids)
Source: RefSeq, a predicted model, not a curated record
AUGCCCACUGCAACUGGGUCGGUCGUCUAUGCCCGGCUUUGCCGCGAACGCCGCCCCCACUCGUCCGACUCCGACGUUACCGAAGCUGCAGGGGCAACCCCUCUUAGUAUACCGGAAAUCAUGACGGCUAAUCAAGAUCCAAAGAAGCUCAAACGAUGUCGACAGAAUGACCGCUUGCACAUCUUCUUUCUCCUUUUCAGCAAUACCUCUCGCCGAGUCAUAAACCGCGCCUUCUCAAGCUCCGCUGCCGAUAGCACUGUCUUCUUCGCUAUGGUAGAAACCUCAGUCUGGGACUAUGUUUUCAUCCGGACAUGCAUAUUCCUCCUACACCUGAUUGCACCCCUUAGCGUUGCCUAUUCGCUUGUCGGCUGGCUCGUCCAUAUCCCGCUCCAUGCCCCCCGCAUACUGAAGAUUUGGCUAGCUCUUGAGGCAGCAUUCUACCUUCUCGUCUACCUUCCGCGUAAAGCCUACCUCCAGAGGGCGGCGACACAUCCCACAAUCGCCUCUCGAAAUGAUCGACAGAGGUUAUUCUGGCGCUGCCACGGCAAUAUUCCAGAUCCGGACCGUUUCUUGACAAAGUGGUUCCGGGAUGCGCCGGCAGCGGAGAUUAAGCGGGAGAACGUCAAGGAUUUUUACCGGUGGGCGUUCUUGAACACCGCGGAGCCUGACCCGGCAUACGACGAGGAGCUAGAGGAAGAAGUUGGAACCUGGGCGUGGCAACGCGAGGUGCCUCAGACUGACGCUCGACAAGGUCGAGAUGUUACAUCGGAGCCUGACAUGGUAUCUGUGUGUGUUUAUUGUCGAUACGACAACGUCUAUCUGCCUGCGCUACUACUCCUUCGACUUCCACCGUGCGAGGAACUCGAUUGCAUAUUGAAAGCGCAUGGGUGGGAAAGGUUUGUCCUGGUGUCACAUUCCUUCGGAAGCGUGGUUGCCACACAUCUCCUCCACACCCCACAGAUCGCACGGAAGAUUGGGCCGAUUUUGUUUGUGGAUCCGGUGUCUUUCUUGCUACAUCUCCCUGACGUGGCAUAUAAUUUUGUUUAUCGGAAGCCGUGCCAUGCUAAUGAACAUCUGCUCUCCUACUUCGGCUCAAAGGAUAUGGGAAUCUCGCAUACGCUAUUCCGACGCUUCUUCUGGACUGAUAAUAUCUUGUGGAAGGAAGAUAUCCAGGGUCAUCGCGUGACUGUGGUUCUAGGUGGUAGAGACGCGAUCAUCGACACGAAAGUAAUUGGGGCGUAUCUGACAGGCUCAGAUGAUUGGAAUUUGGAGACUACAAGCUGGAAAGAUGGAGUUUGGAAAGGCGAUGGGCUAGAUGUGCUGUGGUUUCAUGAUUUAGAUCAUGGUCAGGUAUUUAAAGGGAGGAGGACGAGAAUGAGGUUAGUGGAUAUUGUGAGGAGGUUCUGUGUUGAGGAAUAGCUGGCUGGAUUUGGCGUGAAUAAAGGGUCCAGGUUUGAACUACGUCAAUAGCAACCCCCCUAGCAGGUACAUGCUGUCUAUGGAUGCCCC